Molecule: messenger RNA, 3768 nt
Organism: Oldenlandia corymbosa var. corymbosa
Lineage: Eukaryota; Viridiplantae; Streptophyta; Magnoliopsida; Gentianales; Rubiaceae
Source: the annotation of a GenBank genome assembly
AUGGCGUCUUCAGACGAUGAGGAUGAGACAUUGCCCACUGAGGUCUCUGAUUAUUACCUAUUGGAUGGCGAUCGUGAACCCAUAUCGUUCGCGGAGUUGCCGCUGAAGUGGGAUGAUGCUCAGUCCUUUGAUAGCGUGAAAAAGCAAAUUGGUUUGCAUGGGAAGGUUGAUAAUGGACUACGGCAAUUCUAUUCACUGGUCACGGCAUGGAAAUUUGACAUUUUGUCUACUCAGAAGCCUGAAAUUUUUGUGCUGACACCAAAGAACAACUGGAUCAAGCUUCUGAAGCCCAAAAAAAGCUACACUGAAACGAUCCGUACAAUCUUGAUAACUGUUCAUUGUCUAAGCUAUGUGAAAAGAAAUCCCAAAACAACCUCGAAAGCUUUGUGGGAUAGUUUGGCUAGAGUUUUCAGCUUGUUUGAGCCAAGGCCUUCUGAGAGAGAUCUUGCGGGUUACUGCGAUUUAGUUAAUGAAGCUGUUGAGAGACAUGAAGAAUUGAAAAGUUCAAAGAUUUUGCUCACAUUUUUGGAGGAUAAGCCUGUUGGGAAAGAGCUGCCCAGGAAGGAGGUACUUGGAAAUGCUCCCAUGUCCGAUUUCAUAGUAGAUGAUGCUUGUGUCGAAAUGGAGGAAAUUGAUGAGGAUGGCUCUGACGCUGAGAGCGAUGACAUUUUUGAGCAUGUUUGUGCAAUUUGUGAUAAUGGCGGAGAUCUUCUCUGUUGUGAGGGGAAGUGUUUGAGGUCCUUUCAUCCAACAGAGGAAUCUGGUAUCGAGUCCAACUGUGAUUCUCUUGGAUAUUCUGAAGAACAAGUUAAAAAAAUGGAGGAGGAGAACCAAACUUUUUUGUGCAAGAAUUGCCAAGUCAAUGUACAUCAAUGCUUUGUAUGUGGAAAGUUAGGAUCUUCUGAUAAAUCAGCUGGUGCUGAGGUCUUCCAGUGUGUUGCUGGGACGUGCGGUUACUUCUACCAUCCUAAAUGUGCAGUAAAAGCGCUCCGAUUCAAGUUUGGGGACAAGGCGAAAGAUCUCGAGGAUGAACUUGCUGCAGGAAAACCCUUUAUGUGCUCCAUCCAUUAUUGUGCACAUUGUGGUGAGCUUGAACCUGAGGACAAAAGUGACAAGGAAAUGCAGUUUGCUGUAUGUAGACGUUGUCCAAGAGCAUAUCAUAAAAAAUGUUUACCCAGGAUGAUUUCCUUUGGAGAUGAUGAAGAUGAUAAUAUUGUGCAAAGAGCAUGGACUGGUCUUAUGCCAAACAGGAUACUGAUUUAUUGCCUGGAUCACGAGAUUGAUGAUGAACUUGCAACUCCUAAAAGGAAUCAUAUAAGGUUCCCAUAUACAGAUCAAGAAAUUGAUAAACAGACAAUUGAGGGGGUUGGUGACAAAAAAGUUGUACCAAAGAAGAUUGUAAAAGCUGUGUCAAAGCAGUCAAACGCCGUUGAAAAGUCAUCAGCACUGAAGAGGGGUGAUUCCACGGUAGCAGAUGAAGGACAAUCAUCCUUGCGGCAGAUGCCCAAAAAAUGGAAAUUAGCUGAUAACUCUAGGGCGCCAGUCAAGAAGACUUUGCCUGGGAAAGAUAGUAAUAAACCCAUUGAUGGUGAAGGCAUGACCUCUCUUGGAGAAGAGCUGUUUUUAUUUUACAAGGGUUCUGAUACCGCUAAAAAAGUAAAGGGAGAGACAACUGGUGCUAAGCAGCCAAAAAGAAAAACUAAAUCCAUUGUUAAGGACUUCAAUGAUCCAGUUAUGCUAGAUGAUGAUUCUAAGAAAAGAAUUGAUUCGAUUUUAAAAGAAGCUGAAUCCUCAAUAACGCUUGAACAUGUUAUGGAGAAGUACAAAACGCCAAAAACACAUGUACGUCUGUCAAAGCCUAUAUUGCAGAUUAUGCAAAAUAUGACUUUGGGCAAGGUUGAAGGUUCCGUUGAGGCAAUUCGUGCAGCUAAGCAAAAACUGGAUGAUGGAGGCAAUCUUGAAGGUGCAAAAGCUGUUUGUGAGCCUGGACUCCUCAAUCAAAUAACUAAAUUUAGGAGUAAGUUGAAAGUUUAUCUUGCUCCCUUUCUUUACGGGCCACGUUACACAUCUUUUGGUCGGCAUUUCACAAAGAGGGAUAAGUUGCAAGCGAUUGUUGAUAAGCUUCAUUACUACAUGGAAGAUGGUGACACGCUGGUUGAUUUCUGUUGUGGUGCCAAUGAAUUCAGCUGGCUUAUGAAACAGAAGAUGGAUGAGACAGGGAAACGCUGCAAUUUUAAGAACUAUGAUCUUUUCAUACCGAAGAAUGGUUUCAAUUUUGAGCAGAAAGACUGGAUGACUGUCCAGCCUGGUGACCUGCCUCCUGGGUCACAAUUGAUCAUGGGUCUGAAUCCACCUUUUGGAACCAAUGCAAAUCUUGCAAACAAAUUCAUUGAGAAAGCACUUCAAUUCAGGCCAAAGCUUCUUAUCCUUAUUGUCCCCCGUGAGACAGGAAGGUUAGACGAAAAUAAUCCCUAUGAGCUCAUAUGGGAGGAUGACCAGUUGCUUGAAGGGAAAGCGUUUUACUUACCUGGAUCCAUUGAUGUAAAUGAUAAACAAAUGGAUGACUGGAAUAAGUUUACGCCCCCACUUUAUCUUUGGAGUCACAGAGAUUGGACAACAAAGCAUAGGGAAAUUGCUCAACGACAAGGGCACUUACCUGGGGUCCAAAAGAUAGAUGUCCAUCGCCUAUCGGAAGACAUCUCUGAUCUCCAGGAAACUACGCAGCUGGGAAGAGAAGGAGAUGAGAAACGUGAAGCGGGGCCCUGCUUUGAUGUCAAAACAAGUCCCAAGAGUCGUGGGCUGAACAAUCAACCAAGUGGUUGCUUGGAGGAAAAUGAGAAGAAAAUAAAGCAUGGAGGUGUAACUGAUGAACAAUCUCUAGUUAAGCGACCAAGGAGGGAAGGAUGCGAGAAAAUCGAAGCUCAGAUCGAAGGUUCCCGUGCUGAGUUCAAAACAAAUCCCAAGGCUCGUGAGCUGAAAAAUCAAGCAAGUGCUGACUCUUUGGUAGAAAAUAGGAAGAAAAGAAAUCAUGGAGGUGUAUCUGAUGAAACAAUGCUAGUUAAGCAAUCAGUUGUGCCCCGGCAUUCCUCUCCAAGAACUGAUGGUCGACCUUGGGGCCGGCCACAUCAUAGUGAGAUGCCCGCACAUGCUGGAGUUCAAAGAGACGGUUAUCACCUCAUGGAGCAUGCAAGUAUGACUGGAUCACGAGUGCCUGUGGAAAGAGGAUACAGUGGCUAUCCAGGUGAUAGGAUGCCGAGAAGGACUAGUGUGGAUAUGAGUCUUGUUGGUUUUUACUUAAAUGCUGAUCCCGGUCCAGAUUUUCACUCUAGAAUUUCAGCUGAACCAUUCAUGGGCUAUGACCAUCGAGGUGAUCUCAGAAGUAUACAGAGCCAAAAUUAUGCAAGAGAGGAAGAGAUUAGGGCACAAGUUCAAUUGUAUGGGCAUCCAAAUUCCACUUUUGCGAGUCACCCGGGGAAUCAUCUGUCAGUCCCAGGCCCUGGCACGUACGGGCCGCGAGGACCUACAUUAAACCGUGCUUAUGAUAAUGUGAACACAUCAGCUAUUAACAGAUAUAAUUUCAGGUUGGAUGAGCCUAACAGAAUGAUGACUAAUAGGGGGGGACAUAUGCAACAUGUGGGUGAUAGAAGAGGAAUGCAUCAUAUGGGUCCUCGUCCCAGUCACGGCGCUGGAGGCCACCCGUUGGACUUUGCUCCUGGUCCUUUACCACCAUUUUCUCAACAGAAUUCUUCAGGAUGGCUGGAUGAGUAA